This is a messenger RNA of Phascolarctos cinereus (koala), 1464 nucleotides long. It is a transcript of the gene STAC, whose product is annotated as SH3 and cysteine rich domain. The record is from RefSeq and is a predicted model, not a curated record. Gene Ontology annotation, molecular function: transmembrane transporter binding. Lineage: Eukaryota; Metazoa; Chordata; Mammalia; Diprotodontia; Phascolarctidae. Gene Ontology annotation, biological process: skeletal muscle contraction; positive regulation of protein localization to plasma membrane; positive regulation of voltage-gated calcium channel activity.
GCAUGGCUUCCUUCCACUGUGCCCACAUCUCCCUCUAAACAGGGAAGUGGUGAGUCUGGUACCCCUUGGGGGCAUCAGUGAUGCCAGGGAGACCAGGCAGAUACCGAGAGCACAGGAGUCCACGUGAUGGCCAGUAAGGGGGACUGUUCUGUCAUUCUGUUGCAGCUGCAGAAGCUGAAACGGUCGCUUUCUUUCAAGACCAAAAGUUUACGGAGUAAAAGUGCCGACAACUUCUUCCAAGGGACGGGCAGUGACGGAAAGCUGCCGGCAGACGCACUGCCCGAGAUCCCCUCGAGCCGCGGCAGCCAGCCCCACUUUGGCACUGGGAGCCUGAGCGCCACACCCACCAGAGGGCGGCUGCAGCCCCCGGCCCACGGCGGGGUCCACGCCUUCCAGGAGCACAUCUUCAAGAAGCCCACCUUCUGUGAUGCCUGCAGCCACAUGAUAGUAGGGGGCAACACCAAGCAGGGUCUGCGCUGCAAAGCAUGCAAAAUGAGCCUCCACCACAAAUGUGCAGACAGCCUUGGACCCCAGCACUGCGUGGGCAAACUGCCCAAGGGGUUCCGGCGCUACUAUAGCUCCCCUCUACUCAUCCAGGAGCAGUUUGGGUGCAUCAGAGAAGUCAUGCCCAUUGCCUGCGGUAACAAGGUGGACCCAGUGUAUGAGGCUCUCCGAUUCGGAACGUCCCUGGCACAGAAAACCAAGAAGGGAAGCUCAGGAAGUGGAUCCAGCUCUCCCAACCGGAACUCUAUCUCAGACCUUGGCGAGGUCCCAGAGGAAGUGCCUGGAGUAUUCUUUGAGCCAAGCAGGAGACGGAGCAACAGUGUGUUUACCUAUUCAGAAAAUGGCUCCGAUGAUGCCAGACGGGACUUGAAGAUCACAAACGGCCCAGGAUUUACCAAAGGACCUCUGCACACAGACACUGCACAGACCAGCACCUACGUUGCCUUGUACAAAUUUGUCCCACAGGAGAACGAAGACCUGGAAAUGAGGCCCGGAGAUGUGGUCACGCUCCUGGAGGACUCCAACGAAGACUGGUGGAAGGGGAAAAUUCAAGACCGAACUGGGUUUUUUCCUGCCAACUUUGUUCAGCGCGUGCAGCCAGAGGAGAAGAUUUUCAAGUGUGUCCAGACCUUCAUUGGCUGCAAAGAGCAGGGACAGAUCACUCUGAAGGAGAACCAGAUCUGUGUGGCCUCAGAAGAAGCAAGGGAUGGCUUCCUCAAGGUCUGCAGUGGCCGAAAGAAGGGCCUGGUGCCUCUGGACAUCCUAGAAAACAUCUGAUUUCUGUGCCCCACUUUGUGCAGUGAAAGCCUUGGCUGCCAAUGGCCAGCAGCCUCUUCAUGUGGACACUGUCGGUUCUGAUGACCCCCAGGGGACGAUAAGAAUGUGAAUGCACGUGGGCGCGCGCACACACACACACACACACACACACACACACCAGGCUGUUGUGCGACAAUGACAAUG